Pisolithus orientalis is the source of this 2372-nucleotide messenger RNA. RefSeq lists its product as uncharacterized. The coding region runs from base 167 to 2125 and encodes 652 amino acids. Gene Ontology annotation, cellular component: P-body. The record is from RefSeq and is a predicted model, not a curated record. The transcript is spliced from 3 exons. NCBI's taxonomy places the organism in Eukaryota, Fungi, Basidiomycota, Agaricomycetes, Boletales, Pisolithaceae. Gene Ontology annotation, molecular function: translation repressor activity; mRNA binding; protein binding. Gene Ontology annotation, biological process: nuclear-transcribed mRNA poly(A) tail shortening; regulation of mRNA stability.
AAUCCCCGCAGCUCAGUUUGCGUGCAUAACCCUCGCCUUUGCCGCAUUUCAAUCCCAGGGCCAAAUCAGGAACAGCUAUUCGCAUUCAACACAUCUUCGCCACUUAGUGCUUUUCGUCAUCUACAGUCACCGCUAGCGGAUCUUCACUUUUCGUUUUGCCUCCCACAUGGCAAGUCUUCGUCCCCCUUCCAGUCCUUCCCCUUCUCCACUCAACGCUGAAAACGGGCGUUCUUCUACCAACGCGCACGCAUCCAUGGGUCCACGUCAAGCUCUCUCUCCUCGCCCUCAUGGCGGUGGAAGUGGAGUUCGUCCCACUAGCGAGUUGCUGAGCAGUGCUGCCAUGUUCCAGACACCCGAGUCCGAAGCAAUUGAUCAGUGGUUUGAAAAUCUUCAGAACUACGAGGAAACCCUUGAAGACAUGGCGGCAGCCUCCCUGGACGUCAACUUCAAAGAAGAAUUAAGUGCCAUCGAGCAAUGGUUCAAGGUUCUUUCCGAGGCAGAGCGCACUGCGGCCUUGUACAGUCUACUUCAGCAAUCCACUCAAGUACAGAUCAGAUUUUUCAUUACAGUGUUGCAGCAGAUGGCACGAUCUGAUCCCGUGACCGCUUUAUUGAGCCCUGCUGUGGGUGGAUCGAUGCAAAGUCAGAUGGAGGCCAAACUUGCCCAAAUGACAUUGAAAUCCCCUUCGUUGAAGUCACCCCUGCCGGCGUCUCCUCGUGUCUUCAGCGGCAACCAAAACAGGCAGUCUCUUGCCCUCGAUACCACUUCAUCAGGUUUUCUCUCACCCGAUUCCGCUGCCCUUGGCACUAAUCACGAUGCGGCUGCUACUCUCGCGCAGCAACGCGCAAGACUGAAAGCGAGCAAUGCUGCUCACCGCAUAUCGGCACCCAUUCUUGCUUCAGGCAGUGGAGACACCAGGACCACGUGGGGGUCUGCCCUUAGCCAAGUUGCCGAGCAGAAUCUCAAUUCCCCUGCGCAGGAGAUCAUAGUACCUAAUAGUAGCAACGCUUCGCGACCCAAGAGUACAGAGUUUAGCGGGUCUCUGGGUAUUUCACGCACUGGUGUUGACCCAUUGUCUCCCAUGGUCGGCGACAGCUGGGCGAGCAACGUCAACACCCCAUUGAUUCCCAUGUUUAACAAAGACGGGCAUAGCUCUACUCAGAAUCUCGAUGCAGCUGCCCAAAAGCUCAACGAUUGGAAUGGUUCCCAACCUCGCGUCCCGCUUAUGGCGGAUCCAAAGUCUUUCCGCCGCCCCUCCAAGGGUAAUACCAGCCAGAACAUCACUGGCUCCGACGCUGGUAGCGCAUACGAGAACGAGGGUAGCCUUGCUUCCUCUCAACAACCCUUGCAACGGAAGAACCCUACACAAGUCCCGUCGAGCAAUAGCGUGCAGUUCCCAGGCACACAACAAGGGCAAUGGAACGGAACUCGGAGUCCCGCACUGCAACAGCCGAGCAGGUUCAGUGGAGAGGACGCCAAUGCUUCUGCCCUGAACGGAUUGGGUAUGGGCGGUUUUGGCAUGGCCGGAUUGGGAAGUCCUGGUUUGGGGAUGGGCAUGCCAAGUGCUAGUCUUUUGGCAGGAAUGAACCCGCUGCAGAUGAACAUGUUGAAUUUACAAGCACAAAUGAACGCAAUGGGGAUGACUCCCGAAGCGCAAAUGAUUGCGGCUCAGAUGGCUACCGCUGGACUUGCGCAGCCAAACUGGUUGAGUCUUCAACAAGCUGCAUUGCAAGGCAACAGCAGUAACAAUAACCCAAAUAACAGGGGCCGGGGAGGCGGCCGGUCUCCUGGACCGAAGACGGGCUCUUCAGGUGGGAACGGCGCUGGAGGGAAUGGCGCGGGGACCAAGAAGGACGAUGAUGACGUUGAUCCUGCAUUGCUGGUGGAUAUACCGGCUUGGCUCAGGAGCCUGAGGCUACACAAAUACACCCCUAAUUUCGAAAAGAUGAAAUGGCAGGAUAUGGUGGUAUUGGACGACGCGGAACUGGAGGCCAAGGGAGUGGCCGCACUCGGUGCGAGGCGCAAGAUGCUCAAGACAUUUGAGGUUGUGAGGAAGAAGAUGGGUAUUGAGACGCCUCCAGGUUUCAACGCGGGUGUUGCUGCUGACGGUGCGAAGGAGGGAUAAGUACGAGUGAAGUCCACAAGGCUGUUAUGAUCGUUCUUUUUGUUUUGUCUAGUGUUCUUAUGAUCUACAAUGUGUUCCCUAGGUACAUACUCUAUGACAGCACACACUUGGCUGGUAUGAAUGGACAAUCUGCGAAUGUACAAUACGUAGUUAUCGGGCUUUCGGGCAUGUUCCGCGACGUUUGGGACGUGUGUCGAUAUUUUUGUGUGCAGGAACCUGCCAGGCAGGGACAGACGGUGGCAACUUU